Molecule: messenger RNA, 738 nt
Organism: Lathyrus sativus (Indian pea)
Lineage: Eukaryota; Viridiplantae; Streptophyta; Magnoliopsida; Fabales; Fabaceae
Source: the annotation of a GenBank genome assembly
AUGGGUAAGGAGCAGUUGAAUGUUCUUAAUGCCCUUGAUGUUGCCAAGACACAAAUGUACCAUUUCACAGCAAUUGUGAUUGUUGGAAUGGACUUCUUUACUGAUUCCUAUGAUCUCUUCUGCAUUUCCAUUGUCACCAAAUUGCUGGGUCGCAUCUAUUACUAUGAUGGUGGCAACAAUCCAGGUUCUCUCCCACAAAAUGUUUCCGCUGCGAUCAACGGUGUUGCCUUCGGUGGAACACUUGCCGGACAACUUUUCUUUGGUUGGCUUGGUGACAAAAUGGGAAGGAGACGUGUUUAUGGAAUGACCCUUGCGCUUAUGGUUCUAUCUUCACUUGCUUCUGGUUUCUCUAUUGGGAAGGACCCAAAAGCUGUUGUAUCUACUCUUUGUUUCUUUAGGUUUUGGCUUGGAUUUGGAAUCGGUGGUGAUUACCCUCUUUCCGCUACUAUCAUGUCUGAGUAUGCAAACAAAAAGACCCGGGGCGCAUUUAUAGCUGUCGUUUUUGCCAUGCAAGGUUUUGGAAUUUUGGUCGACGGAGCUGUUGGAAUUAUAGUUUCAUCUAUUUUUAAAGCCUUUUACCCGGCUCCAGAUUUUCAUAUUAACCCAGCACUGUCCACAGUUCCACAAGCUGAUUAUGUUUGGAGGAUAGUCUUGAUGUUCGGUGCAAUUCCGGAUAGUCUUGAUGCUCGGUGCAAUUCCGGCUGGGUUGACAUACUAUUGGAGGAUGAAAAUGCCUGA